AUGUCAAUCUUUUCCAGCAUCUCAUCACUUGGCCUCGAGGCAUGCUACCGCCAUCAUGUACGCACCUCUCCCAAUGCUACUGCGGUAGUGGACGGAGACCAAUCGAUGACAUAUCGGGAGCUUGAGACCCGUGUCAACGAUCUGGCCUCAAUUCUAGGUCGGGAGAACAUUGAAGAGGAGGAGCCAAUUGGCAUUCUUGUGCCCAUGGGCAUUGCACAUGUCGUAGCCCAAGCGGCUGUGUUGCGCUUGGGAGGAUCUUGUGUACCCAUGGAUCUGUCAUUCCCCGACCAGCGCAUCAAUGACCUUUUACGCGCCUUGAAAACGCGCAUUGUUCUCACAGUCGAGAGCGAGAAGGCUCGCUUUGCGGAGUUCCAAACGAUUCUCGUGGAUUCCAAGUAUGCCAACCUCCAUCAAAAUGGAUACCAUGAAGACACGAUCCCCGCUGUCGAGACCGGGCGCAAUCACCGGACUCAUAUCCUGCACACCUCUGGGACAACAGGUCUGCCCAAGCCCGUGGAGAUCAUGUCGAAGGGGAUCACGCGAAUGGCUUUCAACACGCAAUGUGUUGAGUUCAAAAGCACGGAUCGAGUUGCGCAGAUUUCAGCCCCCAGUUUUGAUGCCGCUCUGUUUGAGAUAUGGACCACGCUUGCUCGCGGAGCCGCCAUUGUUCUCCUCCCAAAGAACGUCGUUAUUGAUCCUGUCGCCCUUCAUGACAGCCUGCGCAAAUACCGUAUCACUUCCAUUCUGGUGACGACUGCACUAUUGAACCAUGUCGUGUCGGCCAUUCCCAAUGCGUUUGAAGACCUGGAUUAUGUGCUUACUGGCGGUGAGGCGGCGAAUCCCAGUGUCAUGCAAGUGAUAUUGGAGAAUGGCCCACCGAAGAAGCUUGUCCACGCCUACGGACCUACCGAAUGCACCAUCAUCACAACCUACCACCUCACGACAUUGGAGGAAGUCCGCCGGGGGCAAACCCCUAUUGGGAGACCAUUGGACAAUACCACGGUCCAUAUCCUGGAUGAUAACCUCCAGCCUGUCAAGGAAGGCAUUGUCGGCGAACUCUAUAUCGGUGGCGACGCAGUUGCACGCGGUUACCUGGGGCGCCCAGAAGCAAAUGCCAAGAGCUUCCUCGAAGUGUCCCAUUUAUCGAAGGAUGGGUCACCGGUUCGCAUCUACCGAUCGGGGGAUCUAGUACGUAUGCUUGACACCGGCGCCAUUGAGUUUGUGGCUCGAGCAGACAACAUGGUCAAGAUCCGUGGAUUCCGCAUCGAGCCAGCGGAGAUCGAGGGGGCACUCCUGAAGAGCGAGAUGGUCCAGGGUACAGUUGUACUGCCUGUUCAUCGCCCGGGAAAAGAAACGUAUAUCGUGGCUUUUGUAAUUCCCAAACAUGAUGGUGCAUUUUCUCUGGAGCAGCUGGACGAAUAUCUGCGGCGGCGGCUACCGGCGUACAUGAUGCCCCGGUUGGAGGCUGUCGCCUCGCUACCAUUGACCGUUCAUGGUAAGAUCGAUCGUGUGGCAGUCAUGAAGAAGCAUAUGGAAGAAACAAAGAGGGCCGAACAACAGGUUCUUAUAUCCUCCAACGUCAAAGAUGCCGGAGACAGUGUAACCUGGUUACGUACCUUGUGGACAUCGGUGCUCGGCAUUAGCAACAUUGACAACGAGGCCAGUUUCUUCCACUUGGGAGGCAGCUCACUACAGGCAGCCGCGCUGCUGGUCCACAUUCGUCGGCGCUUCGGCUUGACAUUGACCAUGCAGCAAAUCUACGACUCUCCCACCCUUCUUGGCCUGGCCAGCGUGAUUGAUGCUGGUCAUGCCAAAAGCAAAGUCGACCACUCCCGGCUUGGAAUAUUCAUCGCCGACUCCCAAUUGGCGAAGGACAUUCCGGUUCUGUCGAAAGAAGCUCCAGAUUGGAGAAGCCCCUCCGAAGGUAAGGUGUUUCUGACUGGAGCAACUGGAUUCCUUGGGACGUACUUCUUGCGUGAGUUGAUCGACCGCCCCGAUGUCAGAAGCGUCAAGUGCCUGGUUCGUGCUUCGGACGCGCACUCUGCCCGGACACGGCUUCUCGGCGCUUUGGACAAAUACGGGCUGGGAUGGGCGGACAAUCUGGACAAGGUGACAGCUAUUGCGGGAGACCUGGGCAAGGAUUUGUUCGGACUGUCCGAGACCGAAUUCCAUGAACUAGCUCUCUGGACUAGCGUCAUCUUUCACGUCGGCGCGCAUGUAAACUACGUCCAACCGUACGAGAAGCACCGUAACACUAACGUCUAUGGAACUCUGAACUGCAUCAAGCUUGCGACGACCGGACGAACCAAGGCACUUCAUUAUACAUCGACCGCCGCCGUCACAGGGCCAGUGUCUCACUUCACAGGCGCAGACAAAAUCCCGGAGGAUGUAGAUCUUGGUGAGUUCCAGGGCUGGCUGCCCUAUGAUAUCGGUUACACGCAGAGCAAGUGGGUAUCGGAGCAAUUGAUCCAUUCUAUGAUCGCAAAGGGCCUACCGGCGAUUGUAUUCCGGCCGGGCUUCAUCAUGGGUGACAGUCUUCGUGGCAAGGGGAACUGUGACGACUUCAUGUGCCGGGUGUUUAUCGGCUCUAUCAAGUUGGGAUACCGUCCCAUUCUCCCGAAUCAAAGCAAGAUCAUGAUUCCUGUUGAUUUUAUCAAGACCGCUCUGCUGCAUAUCACGUCGAAUCCCUACAACUUCGGACGGACUUUCCACCUGGUACCACAAACGCCCGAGGAGGACACGGACAUUGAAACUUCCUGGAACAUGCUCAAGGAACUAGGGUAUGACCUGAAGGCCGUUGAGUACAAGGAUUGGUUGGAGAUACUAUCGAAGGACAAGGAUCUGCUCACCAACCCACUGUUGCCAAUGUUACCAGUACUGCAGGAGCUAGUGCGGAAGCAUCUGACGCGAUGGGAGCUUUACGAGGACAUGGCCACUUACGAUGUCACAAAUACCAGAAGGUCCCUAGCAGAUCGUGGAAAGCUGAAGUCUGGUAUUGGGCUGGAGGACUUACGUCGACAUGUUGAGGAUUGGGUCGCUCGAGGACUAGUGCCUUCGAGGAACUAA
Messenger RNA from Aspergillus oryzae RIB40, 3066 nucleotides. RefSeq lists its product as uncharacterized. Gene Ontology annotation, molecular function: phosphopantetheine binding. The record is from RefSeq and is a predicted model, not a curated record. Bases 1 to 3066 code for a protein of 1021 amino acids. Lineage: Eukaryota; Fungi; Ascomycota; Eurotiomycetes; Eurotiales; Aspergillaceae. The transcript has a single exon.